Molecule: messenger RNA, 497 nt
Organism: Leptonychotes weddellii (Weddell seal)
Lineage: Eukaryota; Metazoa; Chordata; Mammalia; Carnivora; Phocidae
Source: RefSeq, a predicted model, not a curated record
UAGACUUCUGUGCCUCGUCUCAUCAUGGCUGCCAGCACGAGUGUGUUAACAUGGGUGACUCCUAUUCCUGCCGCUGCCUAAAAGGUUUCACUCUGAAUCCAGAUAAGAAGACCUGCAGAAGGAUCAACUACUGUGCGCUGAACAAACCGGGCUGUGAGCAUGAAUGCAUCAACACGGAGGAAGGUUACUACUGUCGCUGUCGCCGGGGCUACACCCUGGACCCUAAUGGCAAGACUUGCAGCCGAGUGGAUCACUGUGCGGAGCAGGACCACGGCUGUGAGCAGCUGUGUCUGAACACUGAGGAUUCCUAUGUCUGCCAGUGCUCGGAAGGCUUCCUUAUCAAUGAGGACCUCAAGACCUGCUCCAGGGUGGAUUAUUGCUUGCUGAGCAACCAUGGUUGUGAGUACUCCUGCGUCAACACGGACAGAUCCUUUGCUUGUCAGUGUCCUGAGGGACACGUGCUCCGCAGUGACGGGAAGACUUGUGCCAGUAAGUGA